GUAUGGAGGAUAUUUAAUUGAUUAUAAGGAGAAUUAAACGAUCAGGUGAACCUCGUUUAAAUCUUUCUGCCAAAUAAAUGAUAAGUAUCCCACCUGAGAUUUACUAAUUAAAACUUGUUCAUUUAGAUCUGAGCUACAAUAAGAUUACAUCUAUUGAGCCUAGAAUAUUUUAAUUGACAACUUUAAAAGAAUUAGAUUUAAGCAAUAAUUGCAUUGAAGAAAUACCUGAAGAACUAUUAAACAUGCCAAACUUAUAGAGCUUAAACUUAAGCAAUAAUCCUCUAAUAACUAAAUUCUAAACAUUAAAUGGGCAUUUUCAUUAACCAUAAUUAAACUAGAUUUUGCAAAAGUUGUUUCAAAUUAGUCCAGGAUCUAAUCAGCAAUAAAAAUAGGAACAGCAAAUUGUUCCAGAAAGACCAAAAACAUAAAGCAGAGCAAUUCGAUAAAUACAAGAAUUGUAACAUACAAACCAUGUUUUGGAAGUAGAUUCAAAUGAAUUUGAGGUUCAUGAAAUCAUUUCUUAAGGUGGCUUUUCAAUUGUGCAUCGAGGAUAUUUUAGAGGUACUGAAGUAAGAGCAUAAAUGUAAAUUAGAUUGCAAUAAAAAAGAUCUUUAAUCCAAAUAUUACUUAACAAUUAUUAGAUGAAAUCAAUAACGAAAUUGAAAUGCUAUCUUUAUUAAGGCAUCCAAAUAUAGUUUUAUUAAUGGCAUGUUGUACAAAACCACCUAAUUUGGUGAUAGCAACAGAAUUUAUUCAAGGAGGAAGUUUGUAUCAUCUAUUGCAUAAGACCAAGUAAGACAACACUGAUCAAUUAGUCAUUAAAUUUCAGAUCAAUUCAAAUAUACUAUUUCCGUAUAAAUUGCUAGAGCUUUGCAAUAUAUGCAUUAAGCUGGUGUUGUACACAGAGACAUCAAGUCACACAAUAUUUUACUAUAAGGAUAGACGGUGAAAUUAUGUGAUUUUGGUUUAACAAAAAGAUGUGUAAAUAUUGGAUUUGAUUAGUUUAGUCCGAGUUAAAUUAAGGUUAUUAAUAAUUUAGUGGGACUCCAACAUACAUGGCUCCAGAGUUAUUUGCUAAACGAGUAAGUAUAUUAUAUGGAGUAUUAAAGGCUUAUGACAAAGGAGUAGAUCUGUUUGCUUAUGGAACGUUGUUAUGGGAGAUAUUCGCUAGAGAGGUACCUUGGGAUUGUUUGGAGAUGCAAGAGAUUGUUUAGAAGGCAAUGAAGAAUGAGUAAUUGCCUGGUAGGAAUGUGCCAAAGAAUAUUAUGCAAUUAGUGAAUGAAUUGAGGAGUAAGGAGGAAACCAAGAGACCUUCAAUGGAUAUUGUUGUUAAAUAAUUAUUAAGUAGAUGA
Messenger RNA from Paramecium octaurelia, 1352 nucleotides. The record is from the annotation of a GenBank genome assembly. NCBI's taxonomy places the organism in Eukaryota, Ciliophora, Oligohymenophorea, Peniculida, Parameciidae.